UCAGCGAGUUGUUCGCGCUUAAAUGUGUGCCAGCGUUUCCAGGUGAUAGAGCAGCAGUUCUCCAGUACCUUGCGAGUUUAAGGAUCCAGACCACAGAAAUUCCAACUCAAAGGAUCACAAUGGAGGCGGCAGCAAGUGUGGAUGUGCGAACGCUAGUGGAGAUUCCUGCAGUGUACAAGGAUCCCUGGUACAUGAUCACCGUUCUAUCUCUCUAUCUGUACUUCGUUACGAAAGCGGGUCCACAUUUCAUGGAGACUCGCAAGCCCUACACGCUCAAGAAGCUUAUCUUGGUGCACAAUGUCAUCCAGGUGGUGUCCUGCAUAUACGUUAUCAAGCAGGUCCUCUAUCUCUCGCACAACGAGAUUUUAUUCUUCUGGAAAUGCACCGAUUUUGGAAGCACUCCGGAGCGCGUGCAAGGCUACUUCUCUUUGGCCUACUUCAUUUUCUGGCUGAAGAUGUCCGAGCUUCUGGAGACAGUUAUCUUUGUGCUGCGCAAAAAACAGAGCCAGGUGACCAAGUUGCAUAUCUUUCACCAUUGCUCUACGCUUACGUUGGCGUCCUUGCUGAUCAACUUAAAUACGAAUGGCACCGCUGCUUACUUCUGUGCGUUCCUGAACUCAAUCGUCCACAUCAUUAUGUACUCAUACUAUUUCGUGGCUGCCGUGGCGGAUAAGUCUGUGAUGCAGGCCUUGAGACCCGUGAAGAAGUCCAUCACGGUGACCCAGAUGACGCAGUUCGCGCUCAUCCUGGUGCAGGUUCCCUGCCAGCUGAUACUUUGCGGCAUGGACCGCAUCGUGCUCUUUUACUUCAGCACCGUCAUCAUGGCCAUGUUCUACGGCUUCUACGACUUCUACUCAAGUGCCUACCAGGUCGCCCAGCGAGGCAAGAGUCAGACGCCUCUGUCCGACUCAAAAAAGUGAUGGGCUGCCCACAAAUCUCGCAAUAAAAGCGCACCAACAAGUGUUGGUGUUUGUGUGUAUCCAGAA
This is a messenger RNA of Drosophila suzukii, 986 nucleotides long. Its product is annotated as very long chain fatty acid elongase F. Lineage: Eukaryota; Metazoa; Arthropoda; Insecta; Diptera; Drosophilidae. Gene Ontology annotation, biological process: fatty acid elongation, monounsaturated fatty acid; fatty acid elongation, polyunsaturated fatty acid; very long-chain fatty acid biosynthetic process. Gene Ontology annotation, molecular function: fatty acid elongase activity. Gene Ontology annotation, cellular component: endoplasmic reticulum membrane. The record is from RefSeq and is a predicted model, not a curated record.